This is a messenger RNA of Carya illinoinensis, 819 nucleotides long. RefSeq lists its product as uncharacterized. The coding region runs from base 1 to 819 and encodes 272 amino acids. Lineage: Eukaryota; Viridiplantae; Streptophyta; Magnoliopsida; Fagales; Juglandaceae. The transcript is spliced from 2 exons. The record is from RefSeq and is a predicted model, not a curated record.
AUGACAAGUAAGGAGGGCUAUAUGGCUUCGAAGCUUGACAUGAGCAAGGCUUAUGACCGUAUUGAAUGGUCUUUUCUAAGGGUUGUACUUUAUAAACUGGGCUUUUGCAAUAAAUGGGUGGAGUUGGUGAUAAGGUGCAUUGAAACAGUUUCAUAUGCAAUCCUAGUGAAUGGCACUCCCUUGGAUUUCUUCCAACCAACUAGAGGCAUCAGACAACAUGAUCCCCUCUCACCUUAUCUAUUCAUCAUGUGUGCAGAGGCCCUUAGUAACCUGAUUAACAAGGCAGAAGAUAAAGGACUGAUUCAUGGAGUCCCUAUGGCCAAAGCCUCGGGACAAAGGCUCAAUUUGGAAAAAACCUCUAUCAUCUUCAGCAAAAACACAGCAAAGAUGGCCCAACAAUACAUUUUAUCCAUUGCAGGGGUAAGGACAACAAUGACCUAUGAGAAAUACCUAGGCCUGCCUUCAAUGGUGGGAAGGAGCAAAUGGAACUCCUUUAAAGGGAUCUUGGAUAAGUUCAGAUCAAGAAUCAGCAGUUACAAAAUUAAACUGAUGUCCAAAGCAGGUAAGGAGAUCCAUAUAAAAGCAGUGCUUCAAGCUCUCCCCUCUUAUACAAUGAGUGUUUUCAAUCUGCCCAAGUCCCUCCUCAAAGACAUAAAUAGUGUGAUCCAUAACUUUUGGUGGGGACAGCAAGAAAGGGAACAUAAGAUCCAUUGGGUCUCGUGGAAAAGGAUGAGCAAAGCAAAAGCUGAAAGGGGAAUGGGAUUUAGGGACCUUGAGGUUUUUAACAAGCAAUGUUGGCAAAACAAUGCUGGAGACUGA